Messenger RNA from Trichomonas vaginalis G3, 965 nucleotides. RefSeq names its product protein of unknown function, DUF4106 family. The annotation marks the transcript as partial. The record is from RefSeq and is a predicted model, not a curated record. The transcript has a single exon. Lineage: Eukaryota; Parabasalia; Trichomonadida; Trichomonadidae.
AUGAGAUGGGGUCAUAAAGCUAAUCCGGAUAGGUGGUUCAUAAACUUACAACCUCAAUUCCAAGAAGUUGUAGACGCAAUGGAAGUGAAUGGUGAACCAGAUAUAACUGGUAUUUUCAGCGCGGCUUUAAUGCCAUUGAAAGAUAUGAAAGAUGCAGAUAUUUUGGACCAGUAUGAAAUGAACAUGGCUGAUGGAAAUAUAACACCUGACGUUCUAGAACAUUUAUCUCAAAGAACUACACAGAACCAUAGAGAUGGUAUAUUUGGUGAAGAGUUUAGAAAGAAAGUUAGAGAGAGAGAAGGAAGAGAACCUAUUGUACAUGACCUUGCAAACGAAAGUUUGCAAAAUGUCAUAAAAACUUACUUUGCAGACAAUGAACUGAGAAGGGAUGAAUAUUUAAGAAAACUCAAAUGGACAGUACCAAAUGAAAUGUUAGUAUUGAAAAACAUGUUCCUUGACAAAAUAAAACCAACUACAGAAAUAAAUGACGCAAGACUGAAACAUUGGGUAAAAGCUUUCCCAUUCACAAAAGAUAUUAUUGGUUACAUGGAAAGAAAAUCAGAAUGGCUACAAAAACAUAUAUUUGGAAACGAGCUUAUUCCAUAUGGACAAGUUCUGUUUGAAGAGCUUGAACCGGAAACUCAGGAAAGAGUCAUGCAAACAAUACGCGAAGACUCAAAUACAAACUAUGACAAAAUCUUUCUAGGAUAUAGGUUACCUGAGAUGGGCGACCAGAGCCCAAAGGCAAAAAGGACAUGGGAAAUUUACAACAUACUAGGUGAACAUGAGGCAAAGAUGCAACAACUUGAAGCAGAGGGCAAGUUACCAAAAGCGACACCAAAGAAGAAGAGAAGAGUAGAACAAAGUGAAAGUAGUGAAGAAGUAACUUCAUCUAGUGAAAGUAGUGGCAAUGAAGGAAAAGAAGAGUUAAAACUCAGUCAGGAAGAAAAUAAAGCUUGGUCCGA